Molecule: messenger RNA, 4135 nt
Organism: Amyelois transitella
Lineage: Eukaryota; Metazoa; Arthropoda; Insecta; Lepidoptera; Pyralidae
Gene: SREBP
Product: sterol regulatory element-binding protein 2
Exons: 16
Coding region: 121-3300 (1059 amino acids)
Biological process (GO): regulation of transcription by RNA polymerase II
Cellular component (GO): nucleus
Molecular function (GO): protein dimerization activity; RNA polymerase II cis-regulatory region sequence-specific DNA binding; DNA-binding transcription factor activity, RNA polymerase II-specific
Source: RefSeq, a predicted model, not a curated record
UUUCAUUGGUGGAUAAAGAUCAGCAGAUGUCAAAGUUUCUGAACUGCCAAAAAACAUAAACAAGAUCGUAGUUUGUGCUGUUCUUUAUUUUUAUUUAUUUUUAAAUGAUUAUAUACAACUAUGGAGCAAGACGAAUUAUUUUCAAAUUCAGAAGGGUUUAAUAUACGCGAUAUUGCUGAAAUUGAAGACUUUCUCAAUAGUUGUGAUGGGGAUUUCAUGAGAAAACUCGAAGAAGAGUUAACUGCAGUCGACAGCGAUUCAGGAUUACUAAGCGUAGACACUUCGAUUAAAUCUGAAAGUCCUACAAACUCUCAGGCAUCUCCAUAUUCAAGCAGCACUGGAAAUCCUCUUUUUUCUCAAUUCUCGCAUACUGUUAAGCAAUCUCCGCAAAACUCGCCUAGUGCAAAAUCGAGCCCUGUUCAGGGAGUUUAUGGCCGAGAGGAAGGAUAUACUUUGAGGCCUAAAACUGAAAGUACACCAUCACCUGAUCUAAAUAAACAUGGACAGAGAAGGAUGCCUACUCAGACACCUAUGAUCGUCCAGCAGGUUGUACAGAGUCCUGUGUAUGUUAAUUUAGCUCCUGGUACCCUUCACCAGCUUUCUGAUGGUAGAGGUUCCCUUGUGCAGUUAGAUGGAGUUCAACAAUUGAAGCAAACUAAACAAACUCCACAGCCUACCCAGCCUUUGCUACUUCAAAAUAAUACGAAAGGAGUUACUCCAUUGAUUUUAAAGAGUGAUGCAAACUUUUCUCCAGUAAUAUUGCAGUCGAAAAUAAUUAAUCCUGAGACACAAACAUUGAUGUAUACAAGUGCCCCAGUACAAGGAACAGCACAAAACAUAAUUACAAAUGCAAAGUCAGAAAGUAGACCAAUACACACAUUUUUUACCAGUAAUAAUGGACCAGCCUUGCUCACAACUGGUAUACCAGUAGUUCUUGAGGGAGACAAAAUAGCACUCAGUCAGGCACCCAACAUUGGACCACCGAAGGUAAAAGAGGUAAAGAGGAGUGCCCAUAAUGCAAUCGAGAGAAGGUAUCGCACAAGUAUUAAUGACAGGAUUAUAGAACUGAAAAACAUGCUUGUUGGGGAGGAUGCUAAGUUAAACAAAUCAGCAAUAUUAAGGAAAACAAUAGAUUACAUCAAGUAUCUACAGAACCAGAAUGCUAGAUUGAAGCAAGAGAAUAUGGCUCUCAAACUGACAUGCCAAAAGUCUGGUGUGAAAGAACCCACAUUUGAGGGAGCUUACACACCUCCACACAGCGACAUCUCCUCACCUUAUCCAUCACCUCAUGGUUUGGAUAGUGAUUCACCAUCUUCUCCAGAAUACAAGGUAGAAGAGAAAUAUUCAAAAGUGGUAAUGGGAAUGGGAGACCAUUCACGCUUGGCAUUAUGCGCUUUUAUGGUCGGCCUCAUAGCCUUCAACCCUUUUAGUGCCUUCUUUGGAAGUUUUACAUCCGAGUCAACAUCGAAGGACUUCUCUGCACGAGUAGACCAUAGAAGGAUUUUAGCAGAUAAUGAUAAUGGCUAUAGUACUGGAUCUUUGGCAGCAUGGUUCUUCAACACAUUUUUCAUUUACUUGGUGAACUUUAUUAUCCUCGGCGGAUGUCUCGUCAAGUUGCUUGUUUAUGGUGAUUCAGUACCCAAAUCACAAUCCAAAGAGGCAGGAAUAUUUUACAAACACAAACGACAAGCUCAAGAAUUCUUGAAAAAGGAUGAUACGACGAAUGCCCAGUUGGAGUUCCAUCGAGCGUUAGCAGUAUGUGGAAAAAGCGUACAAGCGAGAAGUCAAGGGCGUGCGAAGUACACGGCUUUGAUAUCAGCUAUAUUACGUCAAAUACUACAACGGUUACCGUUCGGCGGCUUCCUUGCACGUAGGGCUGGCGAUUUGUGGAGUGACAGUCCGGCAAGAAGAGCAACUCAACACUGGGCAGCUGAAGUGGCGGGCGUCUCGCAUCGUCUAGCGCAACUGGCCAUCUUGUCCUCAGACCGGGGGCGAAGCGAGCGCAUACUCCUCGCAUUGCAAGCUGUGAACUUAGCGGAGGUCGCAGGAAACAGGCAUCUGUUGGCAGAUACGUACGUCACGGCGGCGUUGGUGUUUAAGGAUCAUAUUCCUAAGAUAGGAAAUUGGCUUUGUGGGUACUACCUCCGCCGCGUGCGCAUCACUUGCACGGAGUGGUGGCAACAACCGCCCGUGCGCCUGCGCUGGGCGAGCGGCGCGCGCGGCGCGGCCUUCGCGCGCGGCCGGCGCUGGAGCUACGAGCGCGCGCACGCGUCCGCCGCAACGUUCUGCCGCCUGCCCGACCCCGUCGACCCGCUGGCCUAUGCUAUGAGGGCUUAUCAUUUAGAACUCCUUCAAAAGAGCCUUCAAAUGUUGCUGUGCGCGGACGAGCGUAGCAACACCCGUGACGUGUUGGAACUCGUCAAACUUAUAACUGAUGACGUUUCCACUGACGCACCGCAUCAUACCGGUUGUUGGGAUCCUGUAAUGGAGUGGUGGGCGAAUAUCGUAGGCGUGGCUGCAACUUGGCUGUUGGCAGACACCAAAAAAGCCGCCGAAAUCGGGGAUAGACUUAAUGUGCUGCCUGAAGCGUUGGUUAAUUGCGAAGAUCCACUUCCAGGGGCUCUGCACAUGGCAUACAAAAGCAGACGCGGCCUGUUGAGCCUCGCACAGUGUCGAGAUGAUAACGCUAUUGAGAGGACGUCGGAGACCAUACUCAAGGUGUGUGAUAUGGCUGGAACCAAGUUAGCAGACUCCCUGGCGUAUUACUGUUGUCGGAAACCAACUCAGCUUAUGAUGCUGAUGCAGGUUCUAUGCUGCGAUUGGGUGCUAGAAGUCCGCGCGGGCGUAUGGGAAGCCGCCUCUAAAAGCGGCCCAGCGCCGCCCGAACAACUUCGCGCAUUCCAGACUGACUUGCAUUCACUACGACGCCUUUCGCAAAACUUGCCGUGGGUGACAUCGCGCGUGUUCCUUCACUCUGCGGUGUGCCGCAUGAUGGCGGGCGCGGCGCCGCGACGCACUCAACAACUAUUGGACGGCAGUCUGCGUCCGCGCUUCAAUCGUUCUUCUAUUAUCUGUGGGAAAGAGCGCGUAGUUGAAGGCGGUGGCGGCGAAGGCGAGCGCGCGGUAGCUCUGUACAUGGCGUGCAAGCACCUGCCGCGCCCCGUGCUGGCGGCGCCGGGCGAGCGCGCGGGCAUGCUGGCGCAGGCGGCGGCCACUCUGCAGCGCAUCGGCCACCGCAGCCGCCUGCCGCACUGCUACCAUCUCAUGAAGUCGUUCGGCUCUCUCCCGGCGGCACCCUGACAUAAGCGAUCGCAUAAAGACUGAUUCCUCACCCCUCAGAUAGCUUGACGGUUGAUUUGACAGGAACAUUGUCGAGUUAUUAGCUGGUCUGAGGUUUGUGGUGUUAGUAGUACAAGUCCGAUCCAAAUAAGACGGUGAAAGAGUGUCAGAUUUACAUGAUGCUCACAGUACAGUCGCAUGAAGAGAAACGUGUCUCCUCCACCAACACGACAGGAGUCAAGUUUCUCUGCAAGCGACAGUUCAUCAUUUUAUACAAUCACAAUGAGAUUUGUAAUAAACUAGAAGGCACAUUUUGUAUAAAAGUGACAGAUUGCAAGGCAAAACCAUCGUCUAUAAUGAAAUCCAUGCCUAACUUUUUAUAAUCUACGCGUAAAGCAAUAUGUUUCCAGUAUAAGAGCUGUCUUACGUCCACUUGUUUUUCUUUAUUUAAUGAAGAUUAACUUUGAUGUAAGCUGUUUAAAAUUAGGUUUUAUAGUAUCAUAGAACUAUUUCGCCGCCCUCUAGUUUUUAGUUAAAAUUUGGCCCUUUUCUAUCUCAUGAAUCCAUGAUAUAAAACAUUUUUUUACUUAGGAUACAGAAUAAAAGGUGGCGUUAUAGAUAAAAUUCACAUGUUAUAGAUAAAAUCACAGCGAUUAUGAAAAAGAUUAUGAAUAAACCAGAUGAAUGUUUUUUUUAAUUAUUGUUAUUUACCAUUAUUUACUGAGAGUGAAUGAAAUAAGUUACAAUAUGUCAAAUAAGUAGUAUUUCUACUGUAAAAAUCUUGUUUUUAAUAUUAAGCUUUAGUUUGGUUUUAGCUGUAAGCGAAAGUAAGAAAAUAUAGUUUUCUUAAAAAUAA